UCAAGGUUAGUUUUGUGUGAUAACACCAGUGCUGCUAACAGUUUCAAGACCAAAAUUUUGAAGAUGUUUUUAAAGUUUUUCGUAUUAACAAUUAUUUUAACUGCGAAAUUUGUGCGGUCAGAAAUGGACGAUUACAUUAAGGAAUCUCGGCAGGAGUGUAAAGCGACGAACGACAUUUUUCCAUGCACCAAGUACAGGACCCUAAGAUAUUUAACUACGCUAGGGGAUUACUACUACUCCUCGUCGGGAAACGAUACCAGCCCCGUUAGGAUAGUUAAGAUGGAACGAUUGUACGACAAUGGACCCGACUUCUUUCCUACGGCGAGACAAUCUACGGCCGAUACGGAAUUUACAAAAUUUGUGAAAUUUGUUCAACGUCAGGCGAAUUAUUAUCUUGGAACGCAAGGGCUCGCCUUUAAUCUGCCCGAGGGUGCCGAAGUUAUUGAAAACAGUCUUGUUGAGGAAGGACGUGGAAAAAAGAAGAAAGUAACUAUGAUCCUGUUGCCUUUAAUUAUAUUGUUUAAAUUAUUUAAAAUUAAACUAAUGCUAGCGAUAGUGUUAGCCAGUGUGUUGUUUAUAAAGAAGGCGGUCUUGCUUGCUGCAAUUAUCCUACCUACAGCUUUACAGUACCUGAAGCAGUGUUCGCACGGAAGACAACCACAUCACUUCCACCCCACGCCUUAUCACCACUUCGAACAUGACGACCACGAAGAACCCAGUUACGGGGGUUAUGGAUACGGCAAAGACUACGAUAGGGCGUAUAAUGGAUAUGUAAAGUCUAGGCAUGGUAACUAGAAAGUGGUUUGCGAUCUGUUGUAUAAUAUGCCAAAAAUUAU
Molecule: messenger RNA, 836 nt
Organism: Photinus pyralis (common eastern firefly)
Lineage: Eukaryota; Metazoa; Arthropoda; Insecta; Coleoptera; Lampyridae
Exons: 2
Coding region: 64-795 (243 amino acids)
Source: RefSeq, a predicted model, not a curated record